This is a messenger RNA of Hypanus sabinus (Atlantic stingray), 6449 nucleotides long. It is a transcript of the gene abcc4, whose product is annotated as ATP-binding cassette, sub-family C (CFTR/MRP), member 4. Gene Ontology annotation, molecular function: ABC-type transporter activity; ATP binding; ATP hydrolysis activity. Gene Ontology annotation, cellular component: plasma membrane. The coding region runs from base 353 to 4333 and encodes 1326 amino acids. Lineage: Eukaryota; Metazoa; Chordata; Chondrichthyes; Myliobatiformes; Dasyatidae. The record is from RefSeq and is a predicted model, not a curated record. The transcript is spliced from 32 exons. Gene Ontology annotation, biological process: transmembrane transport.
GAGUGGGGGGAAUGGAGCAGAAUUCACGUAAAUGGGUGUUUGAUAGUUUGCAUAGAAGGCCCGAAUCUGUGUCACGUCUGAGUUAUGUGAUGUGUAAUUCCAGACCCCGACCUGUAAUUCCCAGUGAUGUAAGGUCAGGCGCACACCGAACAGUGCAGCGACGGGAGAGUGUGUGCUUCCAGCGGCGCUUGGAAGCUACGGUUCGACGCCGGGACGUGGAGUAAAUUUUCGAGGAGGGAAGUGACGCUGCUAAGCCCGGCUUCAGGAGCGAGCAGGGAACAUACCGGGGGCUGACGAGAAGUAGGACCGGCAGUACUCUUAUUUCCUGCAACGGGAAUAUAUAUAGAUGUAAAUGGAACCCCUUCACAGAGAGGACAAGCCGAAUCCCCUGACAACGGCAAAUAUAUUCUCCACUGUGUUCUUCUGUUGGCUCAAUCCACUGUUCAAAAUUGGUUAUAAAAGGAGACUAGAAGAAAAUGACCUGUACAAAGUUCUUCCUGAAGAUGGAUCUGAGAGGUUGGGAAAAGAACUACAGAGGCACUGGGACAAUGAAGUCCAGAAGGCGCAGAAACAAGUUCGAAAUCCCCAUCUAACAAGAGCCAUUUUAAAAUGUUUCUGGAAAUCGUAUAUUAUUUUAGGUGCUUUUACAUUUUUAGAGGAAUUAGUAAGAAUUAUUCAGCCUAUUAUGUUGGGAAAAAUUGUUAGUUUUUUUGAAAACUACGAUAAGGAUGAUACAGAAGCUUCUAAAACUGCCUUUGGAUAUGCUGCUGGCCUAUCACUUUGUACGUUGUUUUUGGCAAUUCUACAUCACCUGUACUUCUUUCAUGUACAAAGGAGUGGAAUGAAACUAAGGAUAGCAAUGUGCCAUAUGAUUUACAGAAAGGCACUGCGUCUCAAUAACCUUGCACUGUCAAAAACAACCACAGGCCAGAUAGUGAACCUGUUAUCCAAUGAUGUAAACAAGUUUGAUCAGGUAACCGUAUUUCUGCAUUUCCUGUGGGUUGGACCAUUGCAAGCAAUUGCAGUGGUAGCACUGUUGUGGCAUGAAAUAGGACCAUCCUGCUUGGCUGGAAUAGCCGUACUACUUAUCCUGAUGCCAUUGCAAACCCUCUUUGGCAAGUGGUUUUCAGUCCUGAGAAGCAAAACUGCGGUGUUGACAGAUGACAGAAUUCGAACAAUGAAUGAGGUAAUCUCAGGAAUGCGAAUCAUCAAGAUGUAUGCAUGGGAGAAAUCCUUUACAACUUUGAUUACCCAAAUUAGAAAGAAGGAGAUUGCCAAGGUCCUACAAAGCUCUUACCUGCGUGGCUUGAACAUGGCCUCAUUCUUUGUAGCAAGCAAGAUAAUAGUAUUUUUCACCUUCCUGGUGUACGUGCUACUUGGCAACACUAUCACAGCAAGCCGUGUGUUUGUUACAGUGUCAUUGUACGGCGCUGUGAGACUCACAGUCACCUUAUUCUUCCCAGCAGCUAUUCAGACUGCUUCUGAGGGAAUGAUCAGCAUAAGAAGGAUAAAGGAAUUUUUGAUUCUCGAAGAAAUUAAGAAACCCAAUGAAGACGUGAAUAACCGUGAAAAUGAGUAUUCAGUUCACUUACAAGAUCUCACAUGCUAUUGGGACAAGACAAUGGAAGCUCCAUCGCUGCAAAAUAUUAGCUUUUCUCUCAAACCAGGGGAACUUCUGGCUGUGAUUGGACCUGUAGGUGCUGGUAAAUCGUCCAUUCUUGCUGCGUUACUUGGAGAACUUUCAAAGGACAGUGGUAUCCUAGAUGUUAAGGGCAAAAUAGCUUAUUGUGCACAACAGCCAUGGGUGUUUCCUGGUACUGUUCGGAGCAAUAUCCUAUUUGGUAAAGAAUACCAAAAAGCAAAAUAUGAAAAGAUCAUCACAGCUUGUGCCUUGAAGAAAGAUUUGGAGCUGCUUCAGGAUGGAGACCUGACUCAGAUUGGAGACCGUGGAGCUACACUCAGUGGAGGACAAAAGGCCAGAGUGAAUUUGGCUAGAUGUGUGUAUCAAGAUGCUGAUAUCUACUUGCUUGAUGAUCCACUUAGUGCUGUUGAUGCUGAAGUUGGAAAAUACCUAUUCGAGCAGUGUAUAACAGGAAUUUUGAAAAAUAAGCCUCGUAUUCUGGUGACCCAUCAGCUUCAAUAUCUAAGUGCUGCUAGCCAAAUUAUCAUAUUAAAAGAGGGUCGAGUGGUUGAAAGCGGAAAGUUAAACCAGCUAAUAAAAUCUGGAGUUGAUUUUGCUCAUCUGCUGAAACAGCAUGAAGAAGAUGAACAGGCAGAUCUUCAUUCCACAACUAAACUAAUGAAGGAACGUACACUUUCUCAGACCUCAGUUUUGUCAUUGGGGUCAUCAACGCAAUCACAUAAAGAGAGCACAGUUGAACUAUCAGGAGAGACUGCGUUCUCUGCAAUACCAGAAGAGAGUCGAACUGAAGGAUCAAUUGGUUUCACAGUCUAUAAGAAGUAUUUUCUAGCAGGAGCUAAUAGUUUUAUGUCAUUGGUUCUUUUGGGUCUCUAUUUGUUGGCACAGGUUUCUUAUAUUCUUCAAGAUUGGUGGCUGUCUUAUUGGGCUACAAACCAAGAAAAUCUGAAUAUUACUGAGGGAGCUAGUCCGAAUAACACAACCCAAGUACUGGAUAUUGACUUCUAUUUAGGAACAUAUGCAGGUUUAACAAUAUCUGUGCUACUCUUUGGAGUGGUCAGAAGUUUGCUAAUUUUCAAAGUAUUGGUUAAUGCAUCGCAGGAGUUGCACAACAAGAUGUUUACAUCCAUUAUAAGAGCUCCAGUUUUAUUCUUUGACAAAAAUCCAAUAGGUCGGAUCCUGAACCGUUUCUCCAAAGACAUCGGCCACCUUGAUGACUUGUUGCCCUAUACUUUCAUGGACUUUUUUCAGAUCUUUCUGCAGAUCAUGAGUGUGAUAGCUGUGGCAGUAUCAGUCAUUCCUUGGAUACUUAUUCCCAUCACUCCACUUGUCAUUAUAUUCUUUUUCCUUCGGAGUUAUUUCUUGGAAACAUCACGUGAUAUUAAACGCAUGGAAACGACUACUCGAAGUCCAGUCUUUUCCCAUCUAUCUUCGUCCCUUCAAGGACUUUGGACUAUUCGUGCAACAAGAACAGAGCAACAGUUUCAAGCAAAAUUUGAUGAACAUCAGGAUCUCCAUUCAGAAACAUGGUUCCUUUUUCUGACUACUUCACGGUGGCUUGCAGUUCGAUUGGAUGGUCUUUGUGCAAUUUUUGUUGCAGUGGUUGCUUUUAGUUCCAUUUUCAUUGCAAACCAGUUGGAUGCAGGACAGGUCGGUUUAGUUCUGUCUUAUUCUAUCACACUGAUGGGAAUGUUCCAGUGGGGCGUACGGCAAAGUGCUGAAGUUGAAAAUCUGAUGACAUCAGUGGAAAGAGUACUGGACUAUAGUAAACUUGAAAGUGAGGCGGCCUGGGAAUCUCGAAAACCGCCACCGGGUGACUGGCCAAACCAAGGCAGUGUGACAUUUGAAAAUGUCAACUUUGGCUACAGUCCUGAUUCUGAACCUGUUCUUAAGGACCUGAAUCUAACAAUCAGACCAAAGGAAAAGGUUGGGCUUGUUGGAAGGACUGGUGCUGGAAAGAGCUCCCUGAUUUCAGCCUUGUUUCGCCUUGCUGAACCAGAAGGGAAAAUCAUGAUUGAUGGCAUUGUGACCUCAGAGCUAGGUUUACAUGACCUGCGAAGUUGCAUGUCCAUCAUUCCUCAGGAUCCUGUUUUAUUUACUGGCUCUAUGAGGAAAAACCUGGAUCCAUUUGAUGAACAUGCCGAUGAAGCACUGUGGAAUGCAUUGGAAGAGGUGCAGCUAAAGGAGGUAGUAGAAGAACUGCCAAAUAAAUUAAUGACAGAACUAGCGGAAGCUGGUUCCAAUUUCAGCGUUGGACAAAGACAACUAGUGUGUCUUGCCCGAGCAGUGCUUAGAAAAAGUAAAAUACUUAUCAUCGAUGAAGCAACGGCAAAUGUGGAUCCGAGGACGGAUAAACUUAUUCAGAAGACAAUUCGAGAGAAGUUUGAACUGUGUACAGUACUGACAAUUGCGCAUCGUCUUAAUACUAUAAUUGACAGCGAUAGGAUUCUGGUGCUGGAUCAAGGAAGAGUUGCUGAAUAUGAGGAACCAUAUGUUCUUCUUGAGAACAAGGAUGGUUUCUUAUACAAAAUGGUUCAACACUUGGGGAAAACUGAAGCAAUUGCUCUGACAAAUAUAGCAAAAGAGGUGCACUUGAAAAGGAAAUCUUUGGAAGAAGCACUAACUGACCAAAUGGAAGCCAAUGGCUCUGCAAUUUUACCCUCCAGUGGUAUUGUCUUUGAGACUUCACUUUGAGCAGAGGAAAGGGGAAGUGGAGCACCUUUAUUCAAGUAAUAAGGGAAAUGCUCUGGAAAGGAUUGUGUUAACUAACAAAACAUGAAUUGUAAAUCAGCAAAAAAAAUUGCACCAGGAUAAUUCACCCUUCUGUUCCUGGGCCAGAUUCCAUCACCCUUUGCUGCAUUUAGUUUUAGAAAACUUGAACUUGAUAUUAUACAGAAAUAUACUGCUGCCUAAACACACACUUGCCUUUAAGAAUGACGUCAGAUUUAUCAGUUAUUGGAAAGAACUUGAAAAUUUGGGGGAGGACACAAAUUUGGCCUUUAGUAAUGUUUUGUGAGGCGCUGGACAAUCCAAGUUGGGUUUGUAUAGAAUGUGCACAAGACUACCAUCACUUUAGAUUGUCUCAGACUCUGUCCUCAACUAUAGAAACAUAGAAAACCUACAGCACAAUACAGGCCCUUCAGCCCACAAAGUUGUGCCAAACAUGUCCCUACCUUAGAAAUUACUAGGCUUACCAAGAGCCCUCUAUUUUUCUAAGCUCCAUGUACCUAUCCAAAAGUCUCUUAAGAGACCCUAUCGUAUCCGCCUCCACCACCGUUGCCGGCAGCCCAUUCCACGCACUUACCACUCUCUGAGUAAAAAACUUACCCCUGACAUCACCUCUGUACCUACUCCCCAGCACCUUAAACCUGUGUCCUCUUGUGGCAACCAUUUCAGCCCUGGGAAAAAGCCUCUGACUGUCUAUCUCAUCCAGUCCCAGCAACUUAUCCAACUUGAUGCUUUCCAAAAGCUCUAGCACAUCCUCUUUAAUAUCUACAUGCUCAAGCUUUUCAGUCUGCUGCAAGUCAUCACUACAAUCACCAAGAUCUUUUUCAGUGAAUACUGAAGUAUUCAUUAAGUACCUCUGCUAUUUCCUCUGUUUCCUUCCACACUUUCCCACUGUCACACUUGAUAUUUGUCACACUAUUAUUUCUCGUCUUAUCCUCUUGCUCUUCACAUACUUGUAGAAUGCCUUGGGGUUUUUCUUAAUCCUGCCCACCAAGGCCUUCUCACGGCCCCUUCUGGCUCUCCUAAUUUCCUUCUUAAUUCCUUCCAAUUAGCUUUAUAGUCUUCUGGAUCUCUAAUAUAUCUGAACCUUUUGUAAGCUUUUCUUCUUGACUAGAUUUAUUACAGCGUUUAUACACCAUGGUUCCUGUACCCUACCAUAACUUUCCUGUCUCAUUGGAACACACCUACGCAGAACUCCACACAAAUAUCCCCUGAACAUUUGCCACAUUUCUUCCAUUCUUUUCCCUGAGAACAUCUGUUUCCAAUUUAAGCUUCCAAUUUCCUGCCUGAUAGCCUCAUAAUUCCCCUUACUCCAAUUAAACGCUUUUCUAACUUGUCUGUUCAAUGCUAUUGUAAAGGAGCUAGAAUUAUGAUCACUAUCUCCAAAAUGCUCUCCCACUGAGAGAUCUGACACCUGACUAGGUUCAUUUCCCAAUACCAAGUCAACUACAGCCUCCCCUUUUGUAGGCUUAUCUACAUACUAAGUCAAGAAACCUUCCUAAACACACCUAACAAACUCCACCCAAUCUAAACCCCUUGCUCUAGGGAGAUGCCAAUUGAUAUUUGGGAAAUUAAAAUCUCCCAACAUGAAAACUCUUAUUAUUACACCUUUCCAGGAUCUAUUUCCCUAUCUACUCCUCGAUAUCCGUUACUUUCAAUGUUUAUGCAAAGAACAAACAGUGAAGCUGUUCAUUAUAUCUUGCCCUAUAAAUUCAAAUAUUUUUCUGUUACUUGAACCUUUUGUCUACUGUAGUUGCAACAAUAUUCAUAUUUUGUUCUUCAGUGAGUUUUUCCAGAGUAUUUAAUUCACACAAGCAAUAACCUCUGCAUCACAGGUCUACACUUACAGGAUUAAAUUUUAUUUAGUUGUUUAUAAGGAAGUCCAGUAGUUGACAGGAAACUUUAUACUACAUUACUUUUGCAAAUAUGUCAAUUUAAACUUUAUUUCGAACCAAUAAAAUUUUUGAAUAUUGCUAUGUAUAUAAGACAGUUGAAAUUAUUUGUUUAGUCUCCACCAGAAAUGGCUACUCCAUUUGGAAAUACUUGAUGCCUUAUAGUUGUAAUAAAAGUUAGUGAAGCUGUA